This is a messenger RNA of Tricharina praecox, 1827 nucleotides long. RefSeq lists its product as uncharacterized. The transcript has 6 exons. NCBI's taxonomy places the organism in Eukaryota, Fungi, Ascomycota, Pezizomycetes, Pezizales, Pyronemataceae. The record is from RefSeq and is a predicted model, not a curated record. Gene Ontology annotation, molecular function: protein binding. The coding region runs from base 1 to 1827 and encodes 608 amino acids.
AUGCCGCUCGACUGCGAGCCUGGCCGAUUGCCGCUUGAGGAGAGUGGCCGAGUACUGUAUCGUGCUCCCUCCGAGAGCUCGUCGGGUAGUAGUCCUGAACGCAUGCUCGACGAUGAGCAGGACAUCAUGAUGAUCAACGACGACUCGCAGACUACGAUCGGCGAACUCACCGGCUUCCGGAACAUGGCGGUGUCCCCCGGCCAAUCCCAGAAGACCACAGUACCCUUGAGCCCCGUACAUCGCCUGCCGGCCGAGCUGCUGAUGGCCAUAUUCAGCAAGUUGUCGUCACCCGUGGACCUGACUCACUGCAUGCUGGUUUCGAAGCAGUGGGCCAACUGCAGCGUGGAGCUGUUGUGGCAGCGACCGUACUUCGGCAAGUUCGAGCAGUACCAGAAGAUGGUCACAGCCUUGCUCUCGGAGAACGCGUUCUUCGCAUACCCGCAGUUGAUCCGACGACUCAACCUCAACCUGAUCUCGGAACUCGUCAAUGACGGAUCGCUCGAGCCGCUGACCCAGUGCACCCGGCUCGAGAGGCUUACCUUGACCAAUUGUUCGCAACUGACGGAUUCGCCGCUUCAGGAGAUCCUGCAGCGCAACCCGCGCCUCCAGGCGCUGGAUCUGUCUCAGAUGGUGAACAUCACCGACCAAUCGAUGCAGGCCGUCGCCGAAAACUGCCCGAGGCUGCAAGGAUUGAAUCUGGCCGGAUGCAAGCAGAUCACGGAUGUCUCUCUAAUACCUUUAUCGCAGAAUCGUAGGAUGUUGAGAAGGUUAAAACUCAAUGACUGCGUCGAAAUCACCGAUAAUACUGUUCUUGCACUCGCAGCCAACUGUCCUCAGCUUCUCGAGAUCGAUUUCCACCGCUGCCACCAAAUAUCGGACGACUCGGUUACGCACCUACUCUCGAAUCUUAAGCACCUUCGAGAAUUGCGGCUGGCGUACUGCGAUCUCCUGACCGACGAUGCUUUCCUGCACCUUCCGCCGCACAAAACCUUUGAGUCUCUCCGGAUUCUGGACCUUACCGACUGCGGACUCGUCACCGACGAAGCGGUCGAUAAGAUCGUCAAGAUGGCGCACCGCCUGCGCUAUCUGAUCCUCGCGAAAUGCCGCAACAUCACGGACAGAGCCGUCCACUCCAUCACAAGGCUGGGCAAGAACCUCCACAACCUGCACCUCGGCCACUGCAGCAACAUCACGGACCAUGCCGUCUCGCAGCUGGUGCAGAGCUGUACCAGAAUCAGAUACAUCGAUCUGGCGUGUUGUCUGCGACUCACCGAUGCAAGUGUGUGCCAGCUUGCGUUGCUACCGAAACUUAGAAGGAUCGGACUAGUCAAGUGUAACAACAUUACGGAUUUCGCGAUUCAGAGUCUAGGCAGACGACCCAGCAACUCGCCUUGCCCACUCGAGAGGGUGCAUCUGAGUUACUGCAUGAAUCUUACUGUCAAGGGAAUUACCGACCUCAUCAACCAUUGCCAGCGCCUGACGCACCUGUCCCUGACCGGCGUGGAAGCAUUCUACAGGAGGAAGGACUACACCAAGUUCUGCCGGUCGCCACCGAAGGAAUUCAACGACAACCAGCGCGCCGUAUUCUGCGUCUUCUCUGGCAGCGGCGUAAAGCAGCUGCGCAACUACCUGAACCAGCAGAAGGCGAGCGAGGACCGCCAGGCAAGAGAACCUAGAGACAGAGACCAACCGGGCCAAGCCCAGGGCCAGGGCCAAGCCGAAAACACCGGCCAAGGCGAGCAGGCGGAUAAUCUGUGGGAUGAUGGUGAUGGCGGCAUCGGCCUGGGCGGGCUGGAUGAUGAGGCGAGUGAUUAUGAGCUGCAUUAG